AUGAAAGAAAAGCAUCUAAAUAUUGAUGGUGUCUAAACUGAAAAGAGAUAUUAUAGUCUAGGACGUCUAGAGUGUCAGAUGUCCCAAGAUUUGGCCAUAAUUCGAGAAAUUUAUGAGCAUGAAUACUCUACAGAAGAGUUUGAAGUGGAGCUUGACAGAGCGUUAGUGAAGAAAGCUCAGACAAUUGUCAUAGAGCCAGCUAGAUUAGGGGAUGAUACAGCCAGGUGGAUUGCAUGUGGCAAUUGCCUUCACAAAACUGCAGUUUUAUCUGGUCUGGGAUGUCUUGUGUGUGGCUUGCUUAGGCCCAACAAUGGGAUUCUCUUCUUGCCCAUGGGGUUCACCAGUGUUGUCUGUGCUGGCGUCUAUGCAAUCUCAUGGCAAUUUGAUCCGUGUUGUAAAUACCAAGUAGAAUAUGACCUGAUGAAAGUCCCAAAGUUACCUUUGCAUACUUUAACAACAACCACACCUGUAGUACUAAUUCGUAAGGACGAUUCUAGAAGGAAAGUGCUGCAGAAUGUAUUAGCUAUAGCCGCUGGGUCUUUUUGUUUUUACAAGUUAUAUAAAUGGUAUAUGUAGAUACUAGUUGUUUUAGCUACCUUCAUUGUUCCUUUUAUUAAGGCAAAGAUUAGUAUAAUUAUAAUUGAUAUAGUUGUAAAGUAUAAGAAGACUUCUUGGACUAAAGCUAAAACUGUUAUUAAUUAUUUUUUUUAUGUAAUAUUUAAUGCCAAUUAUUAUUGCAGAACUUGCACUAUCAUUUCUUAAACAGCAUUGGCUAGCAUUUUUUAUUUUGUAAUUUUUACACUCACAAUGGCAUUCAGGACCAAGUCAUUAUAUAAUUAUUAUGACAUUAGCAAUGAACAAAACAAAAUGAUACUGUCUCUGAGCUGGUGGAAGUCCAUUGUAUGUAUUUAUAUGUCAUGACACUGUAUAUUUUUGAAACAUUUGUACUGCUAAUGUUGGUUAUAAGUAUUAUUACCAAUUAGGUUGACUUGAUUAUUUUGUGAUCUUCAUGUUGACAUUUUUAUGUUUCAGUGCUACAAUAUUUACAUAUUUUUUAGGUGAUUUAAAAGUGGUCAAUUAAAUUGUAUAGAAACUAGAAA
Molecule: messenger RNA, 1100 nt
Organism: Biomphalaria glabrata
Lineage: Eukaryota; Metazoa; Mollusca; Gastropoda; Planorbidae
Product: transmembrane protein 11-B, mitochondrial-like
Exons: 2
Coding region: 79-576 (165 amino acids)
Biological process (GO): inner mitochondrial membrane organization
Cellular component (GO): mitochondrial inner membrane
Source: RefSeq, a predicted model, not a curated record